CUCAAUACAUCGAUUCCUUUUGAAAUGUUUUCCUGACUCUUUGUAUGCACGGGAGCCAUUCCAGGACCUGAUGUAGAGGAAUAUAUGUUGUGUGUUCGAGAAAGAUUACCCACCGGUCCUUAUUUUCAGGUGUUUAUGUACAAAAAGAGAAAAAGUCAAAUACGGCCGAAAAGAAAAUUGAGCUGAGCAGAAUGGCAGCGUUUGACCCUACCUCAUCAUUUGCUUCGGAGUUCAAAAAUGAAACCUAUGACAAUCGAAAUGUGACUGACUCUCCAAAUGAUCAAAUUACAGCUAUUCCAAUUUCUACUGAGAUGAUCAUCUUUAAUGUCACCCUUUUUACUCUCUGUUUUUUGGGUCUUCUAGGGAAUGGAAAAGUCAUCUGGAUUCUUGGUUUCCACAUGAAAAGGAAUUCUUUUUCCAUCUAUGUUUUGAAUUUGGCUGUGGCUGAUUCUGGAGUGCUGAUACUUAAGGUUUUGGUUCAAAUAUUUGACAUUAGUAAAAAUUAUUUCCCAAUAUAUUUUCUUUUUGAAGGCCUUUAUUUUAUGAUGCACAAUGCUAGUCAACUUUUACUCAUAAGCAUCAGUGUGGACCGUUGUGUAUCUGUGCUUUUUCCAAUUUGGCACCAGUGCCAUCGGCCCCCCAAAUUGUCUCUCAUUGUGUGUGUUAUCGCUUGGGUUCUGCCCUUUCUUUACUUUGCCUUGGAAAUGGUGGUUAUACUUUCAGUAUCUUUUCUAUUGUUUCAGUUGGUUUUCAAUGGGCUUAUUUCUUACCCAGCAAUGGUCAUUUCCACUCUGAUCCUGCUUGUUAAAAUUUCCUUUAAACGACGCCAGCAAAAGCGGAAAAGGGUGUUGACGGUAACCUUGCUUGCGCUCAUGUGCUUCGUUGUAUUUCGUUUGCCUCUGAGCAUUGUCUCCAUUAUUACUUACAGUACAGUAAAAAACAGUGGUUUAACAUCGAAAGAUUUUGAAGAGUUUACAGAGUCGGUCAUUGAAAAGAAAAUGGUUGCUGCCAUGUUUUUACAAAUUGUAUAUGUUUUUAGCCCCUGGUCUGAACAUAUAAACAUUCUUACGUUGCUGUCUGACAUCUGUAUCGUAGUAAAUAGCAGCAUCAAUCCAAUCAUUUAUUUCCUGGCUGGGAGAAAUAAAGAGGAUCGAUCCAGAAUAUCCAUGAAACUUGCCCUCCUCAGGGUUUUCACAAAUCAGGAAGUUGCCAAAGAAGAUGAGAUGCAGCCUGAUGAAACUCAGUUGUGAACGUUUCUUGUACAUUGAUUUUUUGUGUGCAUUGUGGUUUAUUAAGUACAACCAUUUGACGAUGCAUUUCCCACCCAAAUUUUCCCUAUAUGUUACAUCAUGGAGAUAGAAAUAAUUUUCUAAAAGAGAAGUCAAGAGAAACUAACAAUCAAGAAGCUUUCCCCGUGUGUAAAGUGGGAAAUUAUUGGAACAAAGCUAGCUAUAUGUCUGGAUUUGUUUUUUGGUGGAAAGACAGCAUGUCAUCAUUGUUAUUUAAGCUUAAAUUCACGAAGGUUUUCUAAUAUCUCUACAUUCCAUCCUUCUCUAUACCACUUCAUUUGUAUCACAGAGCCAUUUAUCACAGAACAAUUUUCAUCUUAAUGUGAUACAUUAUGAAAAUUGCUGUUUAAUUGUCUAAUGAGAAUCAGUGGUCUCACUAUUCCAGAACUUUGCCAGAUGAUGUUGGUACCAGCUAGAACUAAGAACGUGAAAUGUCCAAAAAAGAAUGACAGGAAGGGAGACUUACAAUGAUAGAAGCUAUUUAUCUUUAAAGAAUAGUUUUAAAAAAAGCCAACAAAUGAAAAUUAUUAAUAAUGAUCUGUUACUGUUAAAUAUAAGUGAAUAUUACAUUGAAAUUUGUGAGAAUCCUAUAAUUGUCAUAUUUUAUUUCAAGAAAUGUAUUCUGUACAUCUUUUUUCUCCUUCUCUUUUCUUUCAUUAUACAUAUAUACAUGUAUAAAUUUACAUGUUUUAGCAUUUUUAGUGAAGCCAUAUAUUCUACCAAGUUCAUUCAUGAAUCCAUAUAUUCUACCAAGUUCAUUAGGGACAAAACCUUGGAAAAUACGUAACAAAUAAAAAUAAAAUAAAAUGAUAAAUGUUACAUAUUUUGAAAAUUUCA
Ahaetulla prasina is the source of this 2126-nucleotide messenger RNA. Its product is annotated as mas-related G-protein coupled receptor member H-like. Gene Ontology annotation, cellular component: membrane. Gene Ontology annotation, molecular function: G protein-coupled receptor activity. The coding region runs from base 192 to 1250 and encodes 352 amino acids. Gene Ontology annotation, biological process: G protein-coupled receptor signaling pathway. The transcript is spliced from 2 exons. Lineage: Eukaryota; Metazoa; Chordata; Lepidosauria; Squamata; Colubridae. The record is from RefSeq and is a predicted model, not a curated record.